Messenger RNA from Exophiala spinifera, 408 nucleotides. RefSeq lists its product as uncharacterized. Bases 1 to 408 code for a protein of 135 amino acids. The transcript has a single exon. Lineage: Eukaryota; Fungi; Ascomycota; Eurotiomycetes; Chaetothyriales; Herpotrichiellaceae. The record is from RefSeq and is a predicted model, not a curated record.
AUGUCGAACAAAGAGGAAUACAAGCCUCCUGACGGUCCUCCGCCGCCGCCUGCCAUCUCGUCUCCUCCUCCGGUCCACCACGAUGCAGGGCCGUACAACGGGGAGCGAGGGAUGAUCCCGAGCGACCAGAACUACGGCCCGCCGCAGAAUUACAAUUACAACUACGCCGACAACAGAGGCUAUGACUAUCCUCCCCCUCAGCAAGGAGGCUGGAAUCCACAGCAGGGUCCAUAUCCGCAACAAGGACCACCCCCGGGCGGGUACUACGGACCACCACAGCAGGGGAUGUACUACGGACAACCCCCGCCGCAGGUGACGUACAUCGAUAGACGCAGUGAUGCCGAUGGAUGUUGCGCUGCUUUCCUCGCGGCUUUUGCGUGUUGUUGUUGUCUGGAUAUCUUGUUCUAA